AAACCAAUAGUUCUAAUCCGGAAAAGAGAGACGUAGCUGCAAGUCAAGUCGUUCGAAAAAAAACAGAAACUAAACAGCAACUCUAGCUUCCCCCCACGUGUCCUCUUCGCAAAAGAAGUGUCUUUCGUUAAGACAUGCAGAUUCGUUUCCCAUUGAAAACGAAGUUGAUAAUUGUGUGGCAUAUCAUUACUAUUAAUCAGAGAGAGAGAGAGAGAAUUUGUGUGUCUGUGGAGAGAAUCAGAACGAUGAAGGCGGAGAAGAGUCCGAUUCAGUGCGUGAUGUCGUGGAUUCGCCGGCAGCCUCCCAAGGUAAAGGCGUUUUUUGCAGUGGUUACGGCAAUGACGGUGCUCGUCUUCCUCAAGGUCAUUGUCCAUGAGCACGACAACCUUUUCAUCGCUUCCGAGGCUGUCCAUGCCCUCGGCAUCUCCCUUCUCAUCUACAAGCUUACCAAGGAGAAGACUUGCGCUGGGAUCUCUCUCAAGUCGCAGGAGCUAACGGCUCUGUUUCUUGCCGUGCGGCUGUAUUGCAGCUUUGUAAUGGAAUUUGAUCUUCACACGUUACUUGAUUCUGCUACGUUGGUCACGACGCUUUGGGUCAUCUAUAUGAUACGUCUCAAGCUUAGGCCCACUUAUAUGGAAGACAAAGACAACUUCCCCAUCUACUACGUUGUAGUCCCAUGUGCUGUUGUAUCUCUCCUCAUUCAUCCAUCCACGCGUCACCACAUCAUAAACAGGCUCUUCUGGGCGUUCUGUGUUUAUCUUGAAGCUGUUUCAGUUCUUCCUCAGUUAAGAGUGAUGCAGAACACGCAGAUUGUGGAACCAUUCACAGCACACUACGUUUUUGCUUUGGGAAUCGCUAGGUUCUUGAGUUGUGCACACUGGAUCCUUCAGGUGUUGGAUUCGGGAGGGCGGUUACUGACUGCAUUAGGAUAUGGAUUAUGGCCUAUAAUGGUCCUUCUCUCUGAAAUCGUCCAAACCUUCAUUCUUGCAGAUUUCUGUUAUUACUAUGUCCAGAGUUUAAUGGGUGGACAGCUUGUUCUUCGUCUUCCAUCAGGUGUGGUGUAAGAAGAAGCUUGAGCUUGUAUGGAUCGAGCUUCUUACUGAGGUUUCAUGAUUAUAUACAACUUCGAGAUAUAAUAUUACAUAUAUUUGCUAGCAAACAAAUCUUGAUUAGAAUUAAUUUUUCUAAUAAUGUCAAUUAAUCGGAUUUCGUUGUGGUGACGUUCAUAUAAUUUGACACACCAAACUUAAGAACGCUGUAAUGUUCUCGAACAUUUAUGGAAGACACCAAGAAGUGUGAAGUCAGUUUUGUUUCCUCA
Messenger RNA from Brassica napus (rape), 1318 nucleotides. RefSeq names its product ER lumen protein-retaining receptor erd-2.2-like. Gene Ontology annotation, biological process: protein retention in ER lumen. Lineage: Eukaryota; Viridiplantae; Streptophyta; Magnoliopsida; Brassicales; Brassicaceae. The coding region runs from base 135 to 1064 and encodes 309 amino acids. The transcript has 6 exons. The record is from RefSeq and is a predicted model, not a curated record. Gene Ontology annotation, cellular component: membrane. Gene Ontology annotation, molecular function: ER lumen protein retrieval receptor activity.